AUGUCGACUUUCAUGGAGGAUACACCGUCCCCUCCCUCUACGCCCUUGAGGCCUCCACGAUCUCUUCGACGUGUCGAUACGUCCUCUACCCUCGCGUCUAGCGCCAUAGAGUCACCAUACGACGAUACUAUCAUCACUCCGCGCGAUGCUGAUACAUCAUCUCUCCCGACGGAGGCACUAGUCCUCGGCUCAACCUCAACCGACUCACCUGGCUCCCCAUCCCCCCUCAAUACAUUGACACGCUCAAAGUCCCGUACUUCCAUCAAGCGAAAGCCCGUGCCUCUAGAUCCGGGAGAGAGCGUACCGGAUCUUCCCUUGACAUCACCUACAGCCGAAUCCAUCCAUCCUCGCCGUUCGACUUUGCCUACUCCACCACUGUACACUCUGAGUGUGGACCCGCCUCCAACUCCCCCUUCACCGUCCCCUUCCUACCCCUCUUAUCCGCCACCUUCGAUCGGUGGCAGCUCGCAACGCGAUACAGCAUUCACCACAGAUCUUCGACAAUUCGGCGUAUCGGCAGGUGUGUCCCCGUCCCUUGGCCAAUCGAGCGAAGACCUGCCUGUAUAUUCUGAGCAACGAAAUACGGAAACCAACACUCUGGCGAAGGAAUUGUGGAAAUGGGGUUGGUUAUGCCCUCUUCUCUGGGGCGUUGGGAUGACAAUCCUCUGGGUACCGCUGCACACCGAAGAUGAGGAGGAUCCAGAAAAGGCCCAAAGAAUGAGGGAGCUGUGCGAUAUCGUCCGUGAAACUGAAGUCAAAUACGCUAAGCGUUGUCUGUACGGCUUCGUAGGCUUCAGUGUCCUCGUGGCCCUCAUCAUCACUCUCGUCGUGGUCCUCAAGUUUGUGCGAUGA
This is a messenger RNA of Kockovaella imperatae, 852 nucleotides long. RefSeq lists its product as hypothetical. NCBI's taxonomy places the organism in Eukaryota, Fungi, Basidiomycota, Tremellomycetes, Tremellales, Cuniculitremaceae. The transcript is spliced from 3 exons. The coding region runs from base 1 to 852 and encodes 283 amino acids. The record is from RefSeq and is a predicted model, not a curated record.